AUGGGUUUCUCUCGGUAUCUUGCCACUGGCGCACUGCUAUGCUCGGCCCUUACUCCUCACGCCAAUGCGGUCGAUGUUGACGUCCCCGUUUCUGCUCUGACCUCUGAGGUUGAGUCCGACUGGACCUCCGUUUACUACGGCAGGACUCCGCUCCUGUUGGGCAAUGAUGGUAGUGCUGCGAGCGGCGGUUGGCUGGCAUGGGACAUCAAUUCGACAACACCACUGAGCCAGGUUCAUGUCGAGACGCCAGGCCGGAGAACCAAGCUCGUGACGACUAUUCAUAGGCAGACCGGUGCCAAGACACCGGCUGGUCUGGUCGUCAGCAUUGGGCAACCAGACUCGGUCCUUCGGGCUUGGGAGCUGCCCGGGUUUGAAGAGGCGAAGUCGGCCCAAACGACAGUUUUGGGGGAUUGGUCGGCACUUUGCUCGUGGAAAAGCCCGGGUGGUAACGACUAUGUCUACCUUUUCGGCAAGAGGGAGGCUAAAGUGUUCUUGGUGCGGGCGAACGAUGAAAAUGGGGGUGAUAUCCAAUUUUCAGAGAUCCAAACCUUCGCUUUCCCCGUCGAAGCCUCAGGCUGCGCCACCUCGCCUUCGUUAAAGAAAAUGUUCAUCUCUGCGGAUGACGACAAAGAUGUCUACGUUUUUGACCUCGUUGAGUCGGUAACAGCUCCUGAGGUCACCAAGGCUGGCGAGGCUGACGACGACACCACUGGCGUGGCCGUGUAUGUUUCCGGCACGCCUGAGCUGGACUAUCUCUUCGUAGCCAUGAAAGACACGGUUGCCGUCUAUGAACCCUCGUUCAAGCUAGUCGGUAACCUCAAGUUGACUGGCUACGAAGACAUUGAAGCCCAGGGGCUCGCCAUCCACCAAACCGCCACGUCCCAGUACCCCAGCGGGGUUCUUGCGUACGCCAUUGAGGCGGAAGACGUGGCCGGCUUCGGGUUGAGCUCCCUGGACGGCGCCAUCCAAACCCUCGGCUUGAAGGUCAACACCAAGUAUGACCCUGCCGUGGGGUGCAAGAAGCAGUGUCCGAUUUGCAGCGCGUGCUCUGGGAACGGGUAUUGCGCUCAAAAUGGAAAAGGCAUCGAGUGCUCCUGCUUCGCGGGAUGGGAAAGCAAGAUAUGCAACGCAUACACCUGCGACGAGAACUGCUCCGGCAACGGAAAGUGUGUUGGGUCGAACCAAUGCCGGUGUGACAAUGGCUGGGGCGGCCUUCACUGCUCUUUUCUGGUUGUCGAGCCGGUCACAGAGACCGAGGCCAAUGGAGGUGACGGGGAUGAUCCGGCCAUCUGGAUAUCGCCCACUGAUCGCGACGAAUCACGCAUUAUCACAACUACCAAGUCAGAGCAGGGAGCGGGCCUUGGCGUGUUUGACCUUUCCGGCAAGCGUCUUCAGACCCUUCCCGCUGGGGAGCCGAAUAAUGUCGAUGUGAUCUACAAUUUCCAAGCCGGCUCCCGGACGGUCGAUCUAGCUUACGCCGCGUGUCGUGCGGACAACACCCUCUGCCUCUUCGAAAUCACCCCCAACGGCACCCUCGCCAAUAUUCCCGGCGGCAUUCAACCCACCCAACCAGAUUACAAAGUCUACGGCUCAUGCACCUACCGUUCGCACAAGACGGGCAAACAAUACCUCUUCGUCAACGCCAAAUCCGCCGAAUACCUCCAAUACGAACUCUCCUCCACUUCCAACGGCACACUCACCACCACCCUCAUCCGUUCCUUCACCGCCGGCUCCGGCGGGCAAGUCGAAGGGUGCGUCGCAGACGAGGAAAACGGUGUGGUUUUCAUCGGCGAGGAACCCCAUGCGCUCUGGCGGUAUGAUGCCGAACCUGACGCCGGGAGCAGUCCGGAAGGUGUUGCGAUCGCCACGGUCGGGGACGGGCAUCUACGCGCCGAUGUUGAGGGUGUUACGCUCGUGGUUGGGCAUACACCCGACGAAGGGUUCAUCCUCGUUUCGAACCAGGGUGUGAGUGCGUACAAUGUUUAUCGACGCCAGGCGCCGCAUGAUUUUGUUCUUACAUUUACGAUUGGGAAGGGCGAAGGUCUGGAUGGGGAGGAGGUGGAUGCUGUGAGCAACACGGAUGGAAUUGCGGCUGUUGGAACGGGGCUUGGGGAGAGGUUUCCGCGUGGGUUGAUUGUGGUGCAUGAUGAUUCAAAUCAGUUGCCGGGGGGUAAGGGGACGAGUGAGGAGGCGAGCUUUAAGCUUGUUCCGUUGGAGAGCGUGUUGGGGGCGGACGUUGUGAAGGAACUGGGGUUGUUGGAGGAGGUGGAUGAGGAGUGGGAUCCACGAGUUUGA
This is a messenger RNA of Dichotomopilus funicola, 2295 nucleotides long. RefSeq names its product 3-phytase. The record is from RefSeq and is a predicted model, not a curated record. Bases 1 to 2295 code for a protein of 764 amino acids. The transcript has 3 exons. Gene Ontology annotation, molecular function: inositol hexakisphosphate 3-phosphatase activity. Lineage: Eukaryota; Fungi; Ascomycota; Sordariomycetes; Sordariales; Chaetomiaceae.